CUCAAGAAGACACGAUGUACUCGUUGCCGACGCUCUGCUAUGCUUGGAUCGCCGUCGCACUCGUCGCGUUCGUGCUGCUUCAGUUUGUGACGGCGCCGUUCGGCCGACACACGUCCACUGCAUGGGGCCCUAUGCUCAACAACAAGGUCGGCUGGUGCCUUAUGGAGCUGCCAUCGCUGCUCCUCAUGGGCGGCUGCGCGUGGCGUGAGUACCUCUACUACGACGCCCGCCCGUCGUCCUCGUAUGCGUGGGUGCUCUACAUACUCUGGAUCGCUCACUACACGAACCGGUCGAUCGUGUACCCGCUGCGCAUCGCGGCGACGCCCAAGCCAAUGCCGGUUCUUAUCGUCCUAUGUGCCUGCGGCUUUAACCUCGUGAACGCGGGUCUCAACGGCGCGUACCUGCUGCAUGCAAGCGCUGCCACGGUCUUGGGUCUUUUGCUCUUCGUCGCCGGCAUGGCCAUCAAUUGCAUCUGUGACACGAUGCUCAUCCGCCUGCGCAAGCCGAACGAGACCGGGUACAAGAUCCCACGCGGCUUCCUCUUUGAGCUUAUCUCGUGCCCGAACCUCUUUGGCGAGUGCGUCGAGUGGGCGGGCUUUGGCCUCAUGGCGUGGAAUCCAGCGGCGACAACGUUUGUGAUCUGGACCGUCGCGAACCUCAUGCCCCGCGCCGCGAGCCACCACGCUUGGUACCAAUCGCACUUCAAAGACUACCCUCGCACGCGAAAGGCGAUCGUCCCCUUCGUCUUCUAGUC
Saprolegnia parasitica CBS 223.65 is the source of this 754-nucleotide messenger RNA. RefSeq lists its product as hypothetical. Gene Ontology annotation, molecular function: 3-oxo-5-alpha-steroid 4-dehydrogenase activity. The record is from RefSeq and is a predicted model, not a curated record. Lineage: Eukaryota; Oomycota; Saprolegniomycetes; Saprolegniales; Saprolegniaceae. Bases 15 to 752 code for a protein of 245 amino acids. Gene Ontology annotation, cellular component: membrane. Gene Ontology annotation, biological process: steroid metabolic process. The transcript is spliced from 2 exons.